AUGUCACCAUCUACAACAGCAGUGCCAAGUACAACUACAUCAGAGUCAACCAGUACAUCUACUUCUGUUGAAAGUACUGUCUACUCUACAACAUUAACAACUGUUUUGAUUCCAUCAUCAAGGAGUUCUAGUUCAAGCACUUCAACAGCAGCUCCGACAACAUCAGUUUCAUCAGCCUCCAUUGCUGCACUACAGACAUCUCAAGCACCAUCAAUGUCCACUUCAGCAACAUCUUCUACAAACACAGCUGUACUAAGUACAAGCUCUUCUUCUUUGCCAACUACGUCAACAUCUACAACACCCAUUUCAACAGCAAGCUCCAGUGCAUCUACAACUGCACAAACCACUGUCACAUCAACAUCGGUGUCAACUGAAUCAACGUCAUCCCCAUCUACUACCGUGGCAGGUGCUUCAACAACAACAAUAACACAACCAUCUUCAUCAACCAUUACGUCAGUAGGUACGUCACCAUCUACAACAGCUUCAAGUACAACUCCAACCCCUGUGCCGACAGAGAGCACAGUGCAAAGUACAAUCAGUUCGUCUACCACUGAAUCCACUACAGUGCCAAGUACAAGUACAUCAGAUUCACCCAGUACAUCUGCUUCUGUUGAAAGUACUGUCUCCUCUUCAACAGUAACAACUGUUUUGAUACCAUCACCAAGCAGUACCAGUUCAAGCACUUUAAUAGGAACUCCGACAACAUCAACUUCAUUAACCUCGACUGUUGCACCAAAGACAUCUCUAGCACCAUCAACCUCCACUUCAGCAACAUCUUCUACAAACACAGCUGUACCAACUACAAGCUCUUCUUCUUUGCCAACAACGUCAACAUCUACAACACCAAUUUCAACAGCAAGCUCCAGUGUAUCUACAACUGCACAAACCACUGUCACAUCAACAUCGGUGUCAACUGAAUCAACGUCAUCCCCAUCUACUACCGUGGCAGGUGCUUCAACAACAACACUAACACAACCAUCUUCAUCAACCAUUACGUCAGUAGGUACGUCACCAUCUACAACAGCUUCAAGUACAACUCCAACCCCUGUGCCGACAGAGAGCACAGUGCAAAGUACAAUCAGUUCGUCUACCACUGAAUCCACUACAGUGCCAAGUACAAGUUCAUCAGCUUCACCCAGUACAUCUGCUUCUGUUGAAAGUACUGUCUCCUCUUCAACAGUAACAACUGUUUUGAUACCAUCACCAAGCAGUACCAGUUCAAGCACUUUAAUAGCAACUCCGACAACAUCAACUUCAUUAACCUCGACUGUUGCACCAAAGACAUCUCUAGCACCAUCAACCUCCACUUCAGCAACAUCUUCUACAAACACAGCUGUACCAACUACAAGCUCUUCUUCUUUGCCAACAACGUCAACAUCUACAACACCAAUUUCAACAGCAAGCUCCAGUGUAUCUACAACUGCACAAACCACUGUCACAUCAACAUCGGUGUCAACUGAAUCAACGUCAUCCCCAUCUACUACCGUGGCAGGUGCUUCAACAACAACAAUAACACAACCAUCUUCAUCAACCAUUACGUCA
Molecule: messenger RNA, 1542 nt
Organism: Erpetoichthys calabaricus (reedfish)
Lineage: Eukaryota; Metazoa; Chordata; Cladistia; Polypteriformes; Polypteridae
Product: mucin-5AC-like
Exons: 1
Source: RefSeq, a predicted model, not a curated record